Molecule: messenger RNA, 683 nt
Organism: Daktulosphaira vitifoliae (grape phylloxera)
Lineage: Eukaryota; Metazoa; Arthropoda; Insecta; Hemiptera; Phylloxeridae
Gene: mRpL54
Product: 39S ribosomal protein L54, mitochondrial
Exons: 3
Coding region: 166-555 (129 amino acids)
Cellular component (GO): mitochondrial large ribosomal subunit
Molecular function (GO): structural constituent of ribosome
Source: RefSeq, a predicted model, not a curated record
AAAUAUUGAUAUUAAAAUUCAUAAUAAUUUGCGAUAUAAAACAGAAUUGAUAUAGUAUAGUUAUCAUAACCAUAGCCGGUACUUAUUUUCUAAGGAAGUUGUUUAUUUAAUUUAUUGUUGACAAUAUUUUGUAAAUAUUUCUUUAAAAGAAACUAUACUUUUAAAAUGUUUUUAAAAUUCUACCAAUUAAACAGUGUCCGAAAUUGUAUUCAAAUUCCGAUCAAUAAUUAUGCAACAGUUGGGAUUAUGUCAUUGGGUAAAUCCAAAAAAAAAUUGGGUAAAGGUGGUCCCGUUUCAGAAAAAACAGAAAUUCCAGUCGAAACAGAUGCUAAAAAAUUAAUCAAAUAUGUUUGUGGAAGUAAUAUUUUAAAAGAAGGAGGAGAAGAUAUAAAAUUAAAACCAGAUUCUGAGUAUCCAGAAUGGUUAUGGAAACUUAACAUAACUGGACCUGUGCCUCUUGAAGAAUUGGAUCCUAAUACAAAACAAUAUUGGUUAAGGAUUCGUAAACUCGGAAUGAGGAGAAACAACCUAUUAAAUAAGUUAAAACGUUUUUAAAGAUGUUUUAAGUUAAAUAGUUUUAAUAUUAUUAUUUUAUGUCUUAAUUUGUAUUUAUUUAUAUAAAAUAAUACAUUAAUUAUCAUAUUAAAUAAUUUAAUACCUUAAUUAUUAAGGUAUUAUAAGAA